AUGCCUGUCUGUCCGCUACCGCUGACCAAUACAUACAUACAUACAGUGGGAACACAUGUCCGCUAUUAUCACAACGACAUAAAAGUACCCAACUUUGAGAACUAUAGACACCCGAAGACCAAAGACCCGAACCGCGCGGCCAAAGAGUCGCGAGACGAGCGCCGACUGACACUCGACGUCGUGAAGAUCGGUGUGGGAGUGACCGGAGCUAUAGUUGCCAAACGUAUCGGUCAGACAUUGGUGGCCAAUCUGUCGCCCGCGCAGUCGACGCUCGCUAUGGAGAGAGCGCAGGCGAAGGAGGAGCUCCGGGACCCGCAGACCGACGAGGAGCGGGCGUACGCCCACCCCUCUGGCAAAUGGCUGGUAGUGAUGGCCAACUGUACGCACUUGGGUUGCAUACCGAUCGCCAAUCAGGGCAAUUGGGGCGGCUUUUACUGUCCCUGUCAUGGCUCCCAUUACGACGCCUCCGGCCGUAUCCGCAAAGGCCCGGCCCCUCUCAACCUCGAGGUGCCCGACCAUCACGUGCUCGAAGCCGAGAAUAAGCUCAUUUUGGGCCUCAAAACACCCGCAGUGUAG
Medioppia subpectinata is the source of this 576-nucleotide messenger RNA. Lineage: Eukaryota; Metazoa; Arthropoda; Arachnida; Sarcoptiformes; Oppiidae. The record is from the annotation of a GenBank genome assembly.